AUGUUUAGAAGAAGAACAACUGCACCAGAAAUGGAACAAGCGGACCCGACAGCUGUGGCAGCUGCAGCAAGUAUCGGUAGAUUAUUUAUGAAGAAGGGCAAUCAAUCAGAUAACAAGCAAAAGUCGACCUAUCGUUCCGCCUCAAUGACAAACUUGAGAAAACCUUCCGCCCCCAAAAGAGUGUCUUCCAUUUCUAGGACAUCAUCGGAGUAUAUGAGGGGUGAUGAUAAAAGUCGUUUCGGGAAAGUAAACAGUCUUACCCAACGCUCAUUGGAGAAGGGAAGUUCAUCAAAUUCUCCUCUAAUGAGGGGUCCACAGCAUAAAAUGAGCUCUCACAAUAGAACCUCGAGUCUUCCUAACCAGAGAGGUCAGUCAAGCAGAAGCAAUUCUGGUUUGCAACGUCAGAAGUCCAAAGCAUAUCAAAGAAUAAGCUAUGAUGAGGCUCAACGUACGUUCAAGGAUUUUGGUGGACCACAGGCUAGAGGCGUUUUAACGGGCCAGAAACGUGCUGAAAACAGUAGUGGGUCUACUCCUUUGAGGACUACGCGAAAGUAUAUUCCUGGGCCCAACGGGUUGAUUGCAAUUGAGGUCCCAGUUGAAAAACCAGGAAAUGCCAAUACUUCUAAAUCGCUCAGACGUUCAAACUCUGCCCACAGUGCCUUGAAUGCAAGGAGCGGAUCACUAUUAAGAAAAAAAGUAUCGCAAGAAUCUUUACAUUCUCAACCUAAAAAAACUUCGUCCCUAGGGAAUACAUCAAAUCCACAAGCAAAAAAAGGCGAGAGGCCGGCUCAGGAGGGAAAACUUCCAAAGAAACAUACGAUCAAUUCAAAUGUUCCUCUCAUUGAAACACAAGUUCGUGAAGAAACAGAUCAAGAGUUGAAACUCGAUAAUUCUAACUCUUCCGAAUCCGAAACCGUAGUCAAUAGUGAAAGAAAUCUAGAAAAACCUUCUUCACUAACUAGUGGAAAGGAUGAUCUAAGCAAACUAAUACACGAAAACAUCGAGUUAGAAGGUUUCAUCGAAGAAAAAGAAAAACAAAAAGAAACACCUUCAAAUUCUGGUCAAAAGGAUGUUCUCGUAAGCGAACAAAUUGUAGAGGGUAAUGUUGAACGGCCAAAUGACAAUCACCGAGUACCUGCGCUUGAAACAACUUUAGACUAUGACAACACAGAGAAGGAGGAAGAGGAUAAAGCAGUAGCAGAAUAUCUUCUUCCGAAAGCUGAAGCAGUUGACAAGAUAGUUGAACAAGCGAAGCACAUUUCCUCUAGCGAUAGUUCUGUCCAAGGAUUGGUUGAAAAUUGCAAACCAGGAAAAUGCGAUAAUACCCUAGAUAGUGAAACAAUUUCGUCUGCCAUACAGGACCAUAAUAAAAAACAUAGCUCAAUACAAAAUGUGACUUCGGAAAGCAUCGAGAGUUCACAAAAGGCUAAAAAGCAGGACAAUUCUUCCGAGAAAUUUCCUAGUACUAACACCUCUUCCCAACAAGGGAAUGGUGGCGAUACCAAAGAUGAGUACUUCGAUACUGUGGAAGAAAGCGUUCAGGAAGCGAGCAAAUCAAAUUCUUCUAACAAUAUCGACCACCAUAAGCAAUCUGAACCAACACCUUCUUUGGCUCAAUAUUUAAGGACUUCAAAUACCUACCUUUCUCGAAAAAACCAAUCGAAACAAGCUGAGCCAGAAGAGCUUCCAAAACCUGAAGCUCCUAUGGUUCCUGUAACGAAAGUAGUUACACCAAUCAAAUCUGCUCUUAAGAAGUCAUCUGGAUUGCCCAAUCACGACUCCUCCAUGUACUCUGAUAGCUCUCCCGCCAAUGGCGCAUAUCUAUCUCUUACAACUGCUGAAAAUACGAGACUAAAUGCUCAAAUGACCAUUCCCGACAGCGUAUCGCGUAGGACCAGUGUAAAACGCUCUUCCAUAAAAAGACCUCAAUCGGUAGGCCAGUUCAGAAGCAACAGAUCAAGUUCUCCUUCUCCCCCAGAGAAAAUAAACAAUAAACGUCAUUCCGCCAUACCUUUGGGAAUCCCAGAGAAGGGCAAACCAAAGAGAAAUUCAGUUAUGGCUUCGCUGUCUAAAAACUCGCAGCAAACCCAAGAGUCAGCAGGCGUAUAUGAGCCAAAUGGCCCAAAAAAGCCUAAAAACCAAGUCAAUAAGAAUAUAAAGAGAGGAUCACAGACCUUGCAAAACAAUAAACCCUCAACGAAGGACAUGAGUAGUAUUUUAUAUCCCAAGGAACCACCUCCCCGCAAGUCUAGUUUCGAGAAAACGAGAAGCAAUGAAUCCCAUCUUGGAUUUAAAAAACUUUCUUUAAGAAAUGGUGGCUUGGAGGAAGGAUUAAGUGACGGUUACAAUGGGCAAGCUGGCCAAAAUAACGCAAAUGUGAAUCGAACUGACACAGCACAGGAAUUUUUCAAAUAUUUGGGUCACUCUUCGAGAUUUGCGGAUUCAGAUUCGGAAGAUGAAUCCCAAUUUUUCAGCCAGAGCUCAUCGAAAUACAAUACAGAAACAGAAAGUAAUAGAACCAGCAAUAACAAAAAUAGCAGUGGUGGUAACGGUGCCCUUUCGCUUUUCAAAAGCAAAAGCAAACAGAAGGAAAGUGACGUGAUUUCUCCUGGAGUUUCACAUCCUAAUCACACUACCGCUGAUCCUGCCAUCUCAAGUAAAAAAGUGAGCAAGAAAUUCAGCGGAGUAUCUUUAAGAGCUGCCAGUGAAGCUGAACCUGCAAAAUUUUCAAACCCUUCGAUGACCAAUAGGUUACGAUUCUCUAGUAAUCCAGAGAACAGCGAAAGCAGGCUUCCACAAGCACAGGAAGUCAACACUACAAAAGAAAAGAAGGGCAGUUUUGGCAAAAAACUGAAGAAAAUCUUCGGUAGAAAGAAGUAG
Molecule: messenger RNA, 2880 nt
Organism: Saccharomyces paradoxus
Lineage: Eukaryota; Fungi; Ascomycota; Saccharomycetes; Saccharomycetales; Saccharomycetaceae
Gene: SEG1
Product: Seg1p
Exons: 1
Coding region: 1-2880 (959 amino acids)
Source: RefSeq, a predicted model, not a curated record